CACACAUAACCCCUUGUCGCAAAGGCAUUUGCCUCCGGAGUAAACACCGCACUGAGCUCCAUACACCUUCUGAAUUCCAUCCUCCUUCCCCUGGUUCCCCUGGCAGACGCCGUUGUUGUACGCAAUCGUGCACUCUGACACACACACACACGCGCGCGCACACACACACACACACACACAAACGAGCGCAUGAACGGAGUCCGCACAUAUCAUGAGUUAGUUCGUUACGUACGCUAGCCGGUGCGCCCCUUGGCGAUCGAUCGCAUCAGUCGGUGGGCGCUGUUGAUGCUGUCGAGGGCGGUCUGGGCCAUCUUGUUGGCCGCCACCAUCAUGGUUUUGGCCUGCUGCACCUGCUGCUGCGCAAACGACAACGCACCUGCACAGACACAACACACACACACACACACGCCAUGGGCACAGAUCCAUCCAUAGAUGCAUUCCAUCCCUUACCUGUGUUGCUAUGGGUGCCCAGGUGGGAGAUCUCGCCAGUACGGCCGACAAACGACGCACCUGCACACAGCGGACGGGUAGGUCAGCCACAUGUGAGCCAGGAGUGAUGUGUGUGCAAUAGAUCUCGCCCUGGGAUCUCGCUCGGGCAGGUGCAUUCGCCCACCAUAAAGGUCGGUAUUGCAGUCGUUGCCAACGCAGUUGCCCUUGCCAGAAUCCACCGCCACAGCCGACACGGUCGCCAACGCAAUGAGGACCGCAUACUUGCUCGCCAUGACCGUCAUCGCUGCCAACAAACGACUGCGUAUCGCUAUCUCGGAUGCGCAAACUGGGCAGACAACUAAGGAUCUCUGAGUGGACGCAGAGAAAGCGAGAGAUUUGGGAGGGAACUCGGUGUUUUU
This is a messenger RNA of Vitrella brassicaformis, 848 nucleotides long. The record is from the annotation of a GenBank genome assembly. NCBI's taxonomy places the organism in Eukaryota, Vitrellaceae.